AUGCAUCUCUUCCUCUCUGCCACCUUCUCUCUAGCCCUAGCAACAACCACCUCCGCCCUAUCCCCCCACCUAUCCCUAUCCACCCGUCAACAACCCUUCAAAACAACACCCAUAACCGACUUCUCCGAACCCUGGGCCUUCGCCUUCCUCCCCGACACCCGGAUCCUCGUCACAGAGCGAAAAGGCAACCUCCUCCUCGUGGACCCAACCACCAAGUCCAAAGCCAGCAUCUCGGGUGUCCCCGCCGUCGCGUAUGCCGGUCAAGGCGGUCUCCACGACAUCGCUUUGCAUCCACAAUAUGCGAAUAACAGUGUCGUGUAUAUAAGCUACGCCGAAAACGGUUCCGGCGGCGCAGGCUGCGCAGUCGCGCGCACCAAGCUGAGUCUAAGUGGUAGCAGCGGCGCACUCUCAGGUCUCGAAGUCAUCUGGCGGCACUCUCAGCGCGCCACAGGCGGCCUUCAAUUCGCAUGCCGUUUGAAAUUCGGUCCUGAAGACAACGCUCUAUACAUAUCCUCCGGCGAGAUAAACCAAAUGCACCCCGCCCAAUCCAUGACGUCUAACCUAGGCAAGAUAAUCAGGCUCUACGACAACGGGACUGCCUACGCCGGAAACCCAUUCGCUUCUCAAGGCGCUAUCCAAUCUCAGAUUUACACGCUCGGCCACCGAAACCCCCUAGGUAUCGAUUUCGACGCGCAGGGUCGUUUGUGGGAAGUCGAAAUGGGGCCGUUUGGCGGUGACGAGUUGAAUUUGAUAGUGCCGG
This is a messenger RNA of Alternaria triticimaculans, 760 nucleotides long. RefSeq lists its product as uncharacterized. NCBI's taxonomy places the organism in Eukaryota, Fungi, Ascomycota, Dothideomycetes, Pleosporales, Pleosporaceae. The record is from RefSeq and is a predicted model, not a curated record. The annotation marks the transcript as partial. The transcript has a single exon.